This is a messenger RNA of Leguminivora glycinivorella, 3031 nucleotides long. It is a transcript of the gene Fntb, whose product is annotated as protein farnesyltransferase subunit beta. The record is from RefSeq and is a predicted model, not a curated record. NCBI's taxonomy places the organism in Eukaryota, Metazoa, Arthropoda, Insecta, Lepidoptera, Tortricidae. Gene Ontology annotation, biological process: protein farnesylation. Gene Ontology annotation, cellular component: protein farnesyltransferase complex. Gene Ontology annotation, molecular function: protein farnesyltransferase activity.
CAUAAAACCAAGUUUUGAAUGAAUAGUGUAAAAUUUAUUAAAUAUUGUCAUGUAAUUUCUUAUUUACUUGUGUAAACAGCGUAAUUAGAACAGUUUGUGUGACUAAACGAGGUUAUUUACUCAUAGAUACUGUUGGAUAAAUCAUCUCUCCUUAGUGCAUGUGUCCUUGGUGUACUCAAAUUGAAGAUGAGUAAAAAACUGGAAAAUGAGAUUCGGUGCUACGCCAACAUUUCUGCAGAAGCUUAUAAUACAGAGAAAGUAGUCACCGAUACAGCCACAGAUCAGUUGGAGGUGGAAGCUACAGUAUUAAAAAUAUUUAGACAAUUUGAAAAGGAAGCAUCAAUCGAUCCUGAUCUGCCAAUACUCAAUAAACGAGUUCACAGUAAGCAAUUGAAAACCUGGUUAAAAGCUCUACCAAAAGGCUAUGAGUGCUUGGAUGCCAGCAGGCCAUGGCUCGUCUACUGGAUUCUACACGCUUUGUGGAUCUUAGAUGACAUGCCCGAUAAAGAGACAUUAUCCAGUGCUGUAGAUUUUCUUGCUCAUUGCCAACAUGAAGAAGGGGGCUAUGGAGGUGGCCCUGGACAACACCCACAUUUAGGAACUACUUACGCUGCUGUAAAUGCGUUAGCUAUAAUAGGAACAGAUGAAGCAUAUGAUUCAAUAGAUCGCAGUUCUUUACAAAAGUUUUUAUGGACUCUUCGGGAUGUAGAUGGUUCCUUUGCUCUUCACAAAGGAGGGGAACAAGACAUCAGAGGAGCUUACUGUGCAGUAAGCGUCGCUAAGAUGACUAAUACUUACACAGAUCUCUUAUUUGACAAGACAGCAGAGUGGAUAGUUAGUUGCCAGACUUAUGAAGGAGGUUUCGGCGGAUGUCCAGGCAUGGAGGCGCAUGGUGGAUACGCUUUCUGUGGGAUCGCAUCGUUGGCGUUGCUAAACCGUCCAAAGCUGUGUGACAUAGAUGCACUAUUGAGGUGGUGUGUAAACCGUCAGAUGCGGCUAGAGGGUGGCUUUCAGGGACGGACUAACAAACUUGUUGAUGGCUGUUAUUCAUUUUGGCAAGGUGCUGCGUUCCCCAUAAUCAGUGCUAUAUUAGCGCAAGAGGACAAAGAACUGAUAGAAACGUGUUUAUUCAAUCAAGGUGCCUUACAAGAGUACAUCAUUGUAUGCUGUCAAGCCAAAGACGGAGGCUUAAUAGACAAGCCUGGCAAAGCGCGCGACAUCUACCACACCUGCUACACGCUGUCCGGGCUCUCGCUGGCGCAGCACGGCACGGGCGCCGGCGACCCGUUCGUGGUGGUCCCGCGCAACGAGCUGCAGCGCGUGCACCCGCUGCACAACGUGGCGCCGCAUCUCGUCUACAACGCCGUGCACUACUUCAUUCGCCACCCGCCGCCUGUCAGGGACUUCAGGAAAAAUAACUAGAUAUACAUCUUCAAUUGUUUAGCACUGAUAGCUCAUCAUUGUUUUAAGUGACGCUAGUGAACUUACCUACUAUUAAGACCUUUUCCAGGUACAAUACAGGGUUGAGCCCCUACCAGGGGCGGCUCACUCCGCGAUUCUAUCGCCGCGCUACAAGUACAUGCCUUCGGAAUUAUUAAUUAAUUUAGAAUUCAAUGUCGGGUGUUCGCGUGCGGUCCGUUUGUUAAUGUAGGUAAGAAUUUAGAAUGGCGACAUUUUGUGAACAUCAAAGGAGUGAGCCUUCUGUACUUGUACUGUUAUAUAUUCUGUGCCCGUAAAUUACUUAAUUCGCGACCCGCCGCCCGUUAGACUUCAAGAAAAAUAAAUUAGCGAUAAUAGCUCAUUGGUUUAGUGGUUAGAUACAAGUGACAAGUGACACUAGUGAAAUUACUAUUUAAGAGCUAGUCCACAACGCCUUCACUUCUUCAUCCGCCAGUCCGCCACCCGCCGCCCGUCAGGAACUUUAGGAGAAACAAGAUGCAUCUUCAUUUGGCGCUGCACGCUGAAUCGCUGAUGGCGUUAUGGCUCACUGUUUUAAGCGAUUUCGUAUAUGUUCUUUAUUACAAAUGAUAUAAAAUAAUAGGACGCUAGUAUUCUAACUAUUUAAAAGAAUUAACUUGGUAACGGUUCCGUUUCGGUAAUUGCAUAUAUCUAUAUCACAAUGAUUGCUCAAAAUUAGUCUAGGUACCAUUGUACAAAUAAUUGGUCCUUCGAACCGGAUUAAACUACCGUCACUUGUACUGGACUAUUUAUUAUCAAUAUCAUUGCAAAACUAUUGAGAAAAUGUGGUCCUUCGAACCGGAUUUAGAAGAAAAUAUCAGCUAGUACUUUCUGGAAAUCUGAAAACCGUGUAAUAUCUUAACAUUUCUCUAAUCCUAAUUUAAUCAAACUUGAAAAGAUAGUAGUUUAAUUACAUAUACCAGUAGAACCAGUGUCUACAAUUUAUUAACAACACCAAAAACAAAUGUGACGUUAUCUGGGUAAAGGGACCUUAUUGUCGAUGGCGCUUACGGCGUUGAUCGAAGAUGAGCGAUGAUCGUAUACAAUUACGACGCCGCGGGACGUAAGCGCUACCGACAAUAAGCUCCCUUUACCCAGAUUUAACGGCACAAACAUUCGAACUUAUAAAUGGUUACAGCAUGAAUCCGGUAGUUCCGACUGUAAUGCGUUCGUAAUUGCAUUCUGCAAUUUAAAGUCUCUAAUAGAAAGUGAAAAAAUUAACAGUCGAAUAUUUUUCCCUCCUAUUUAACUAAGUACAAAUUUGUUCUUCACAUAGCCUUGCGUGAUUCUAUUUAUCUAUAGAUAUAUAUGUAAAUAUAAUUAUAUAUAGCGAUAAAUUACACAAUCAAGUUGAUAGCUACAUAAGUAGUUUCGAGAUUAUACCCAUAAGUAUAUGGUAGGUAUAGGUAAUCAAGGUAUCCACAACCUAACGUAUAAGUGCGUUUUAAUUCACAUUAUCCGAUCCGAUAUCGGAUGUCGGAUGGAUAUCCCAUACAUUACAGGCGCUAUUUUGCAUUUUUCCAUUGAAAUCCUUCCGACAUCUUCCUUCCUGCCCGAGUCUGUGUUUCCGCAU